Messenger RNA from Pelodiscus sinensis (Chinese soft-shelled turtle), 1352 nucleotides. The record is from RefSeq and is a predicted model, not a curated record. Lineage: Eukaryota; Metazoa; Chordata; Testudines; Trionychidae.
AUCCUAUGAAAGAGGAAGAGACUCAAUAUGAGGAAGAUCCAGGGGAAAUGGAACCGCAGGCGACCUUUGUGGGAAGAGCUGAAGAGAAUGUUUCCCAGUGCUUGGAACAGGGAGAAGCCUGGGGAAAUUGGCCCAGGCCGGACAGGCUGCUGGAAAAUAACCCAACCGGACUACCCACGCUAGAGGGUCGCAACAUGCUAGCCCCACCACCAUCCCGGACACAUGGCACCCGCAGGCACUGGCGUCUCUACACAGACGCUAUAAAACAACGUGGAGUGGCCCUGCAGGAACUUAACAAGACUCUGCAAAAGAGGGCACAGGCAGAGGCCGUGUGGCACAAACAGCUGCUGGACGAGCUUGUCCAGCAGCGGACUUGCAUCUGUCCCUGGUACCCGCUUCUCCUGCACGCCAUGACUUUGCUCCUCCAAACCCCCGCUUCCCCCUUUGUACCCCCUCUCCCUCGGCGCUCCCAGACCCCAUUCCUAUCCAGCACACUACUAUCUCUCGCCCCACCCGAUCCCAAGACCAUGGAGGUCCCCGGACGCAAGGCGGCAGGAGACUGUGGUCAGGAAGCACCGUGUGAUCAGAACCCCCUCCUGUCUCUGUUUUACAGCCCUCCCCCCCGUCCAGGUUUUCAGCCCCCUCCCCUGCCCAGUUACAGAAAGUUGUGUUCAUGUCACAAAACAUUUAUUUUUUAAUAAAAACUUUGCUUUAGCAGAAAACUGUACAAUGACAAUAACGAGGUAUAUUUUAGCAACAUUUAGCAAUUUUUAGUUAUUGAUAUUGAUUAAAAUAUAACACGAAUUUUUGUUUACAAACAAAACCUGGUGUUUCUCUCUUAUUUCUGGAAAGAGGGUCAGGAUGAGGGUUGUGGAGGGAAAGGUAUUGGUGGGCCAGGCAAGCCUGCAUAGGGGAAGCUAUGGGGAGAGUCAUUGGGCUCCUGAGAAUCUCUCCUUCAGGGCCUCUCGGAUGCAAAAGCCAGACUGGUGAGCCUGGCGGAUGGUAGCUGUCCGGGGCUGCUCGAAUUGUGUCCCCUCGCCAUCAGGAACAUUAUUAAGGACCCAAAAGUAAACUAUUCCACUGCAUAGGAAUGAUCAGAAGUAUGGCAAGAGACCACCUUGGUUUAACCAGGAGAUCUUACAUGAUCAAACAAUCAAAAAGGAGGUGUAUAAAAAAUGGAAACAUGGUCAAAGUACAAAGGCUGAAUAUAAGCAAACAACACAGGUUUAUAGGGUCAACAUUAGAAAGGCGAAAACCCAAAGGGCGCAUCUACAGUACAGCAUUAUUUCGAAUGACGCACGUUAUUGCAAAAUAAGGGGAACAUCCACACAGGAAGGCUGCUACUUCAAAAU